CUGUUGGUGCCCCACACCCGUUUCACGGCUCAGAUCGGGGCCCUCGCCCGGCGCUUCCUGCUCAACCCCGGGGGGGUCUUCGACAGGGCGGUGGCCCUGGGCCGGCGGGGGCUGCUGGCCCUGGUGGCCCGGGGGCUGCGGGAGCUGCGCUGGCGCUCGCUGGUGCUGCCGCGGGACCUGCGGCACCGGGGGGUGGCGGCCACCAAGCGCCACCACUUCGGCAACGACGCCACCAAGGUGUGGGGAGCCAUCCGCAGGUUCGUGUCAGGCGUUCUCCGCCUGUACUACCCCUCCGACGCCGCUGUCCAGGAGGACCCCGAGCUCCAGGCCUGGGUGGGGGAGAUCUUCAGGAGGGGCUUCCUGGGGCGGCGGCGCUCAGGGGUCCCGUCCCGGCUGGACUCUCGCCGUGGCCUGGUCACCUUUGUCACCACGGUGAUUUACACCUGCUCUGCUCACCACGCGGCCACCAACAGCGGCCAGUUUGAGCUGUCGGCGUUCCCCCCGAACGCCCCCGCCGCCAUGCGGGAGCCGCCGCCGCGCUCCAAGGCCGCGCUGUCCGAGCGGGAAUUCCUGGCGGCGCUGCCGGCCAUCAACACCUCGGCCAUGGUGCUGGCCGUGCUCUGGGUGCUACGGAACGAGCCCCUGGACAUGCGUCCCCUGGGCCAUUACCCCGAGCGCCAUUUCACCGAGGCUCCCCCCCGGCGCCUGAUCCGGCGCUUCCGGCGCCGCCUGCGCCGAAUCUCCCGGCAAAUCCGCGCCCGCAACCGCGGCCUGGAGCGGCCCUACCCCUACCUGGACCCCGCCAACAUCGAGAACAGCGUGACCAUCUGAGACAGCCCCAAAACAACCGGAAAUAC
Molecule: messenger RNA, 857 nt
Organism: Pseudopodoces humilis (Tibetan ground-tit)
Lineage: Eukaryota; Metazoa; Chordata; Aves; Passeriformes; Paridae
Source: RefSeq, a predicted model, not a curated record